AUGCAACCUACCUGCGCCCUCGUGACAGUUCCCGGCACCCGGCGGCGGCGGCGACCGAGGAAGCGGCGCGGUGCCGGGCUGAGCGCGGGAGAUAGGGGCGACGGAGUCAUGGGGGAUGCUCCGAGCCCUGAAGAGAAGCUGCACCUUAUCACCCGGAACCUGCAGGAGGUUCUGGGGGAAGAGAAGCUGAAGGAGAUACUCAAGGAGCGAGAACUUAAAGUUUACUGGGGAACAGCAACCACAGGCAAGCCACAUGUGGCUUACUUCGUGCCUAUGUCUAAGAUUGCGGACUUCCUGAAAGCAGGAUGUGAGGUAACGAUUCUGUUUGCGGACCUUCACGCAUAUCUGGAUAACAUGAAAGCUCCAUGGGAACUUCUAGAACUCCGAACCAGCUACUAUGAGAAUGUGAUCAAGGCAAUGCUGGAGAGCAUUGGUGUACCCUUGGAAAGGCUCAAGUUUGUCAAAGGCACUGAUUACCAGCUUAGCAAAGAGUACACACUAGAUGUGUACAGACUCUCCUCCGUGGUCACACAGCACGAUGCCAAGAAAGCUGGGGCUGAGGUGGUAAAGCAGGUGGAGCACCCUUUGCUGAGUGGUCUGCUGUACCCCGGAUUACAGGCCUUGGAUGAAGAGUAUUUGAAAGUAGAUGCCCAGUUUGGAGGUGUUGAUCAGAGAAAGAUUUUUACCUUUGCAGAGAAGUACCUCCCUGCACUUGGCUACUCAAAACGGGUCCAUCUGAUGAAUCCUAUGGUUCCAGGAUUAACUGGCAGUAAAAUGAGCUCCUCAGAAGAGGAGUCCAAGAUUGAUCUCCUUGACCGGAAGGAGGACGUGAAGAAAAAACUAAAGAAGGCCUUCUGUGAGCCAGGGAAUGUGGAGAACAAUGGAGUUCUGUCUUUCAUCAAGCAUGUCCUCUUUCCCCUCAAGUCCGAGUUUGUGAUCCUUCGAGAUGAGAAAUGGGGUGGAAACAAAACCUAUACCGCUUACUUGGACCUGGAAAAGGACUUUGCUGAUGAGGUUGUACACCCUGGAGACCUGAAGAAUUCUGUUGAGGUCGCCCUGAACAAGUUGCUGGAUCCUAUCCGGGAAAAGUUUAAUACUCCUGCACUGAAGAAAUUGACCAGCGCUGCCUACCCAGAGCCCUCCAAGCAGAAGCCAUUUGCCAAAGGCCCUGCCAAGAAUUCAGAACCAGAGGAGGUCAUCCCGUCCCGGCUGGAUAUCCGUGUGGGCAAAGUCAUUAGUGUGGACAAGCACCCCGACGCAGACAGCCUGUAUGUGGAGAAGGUUGAUGUGGGGGAGGCCGAGCCACGGACUGUGGUGAGCGGCCUGGUACAGUUUGUGCCCAAGGAGGAGCUGCAGGACCGGCUGGUGGUGGUGCUGUGCAAUCUGAAACCCCAGAAGAUGAGAGGCGUCGAGUCCCAAGGCAUGCUUCUGUGCGCUUCUACAGAGGGGGUAGACCGCAAGGUUGAGCCUCUGGACCCUCCUGCAGGCUCUGCUCCCGGUGAGCGAGUGUUCGUGAAGGGCUAUGAGAAGGGCCAACCAGAUGAAGAGCUCAAGCCCAAGAAGAAAGUCUUUGAGAAGUUGCAGGCUGACUUUAAAACCUCUGAGGACUGCAUCGCACAGUGGAAGCAAACCAACUUCAUGACCAAGCUGGGGUGCAUCUCCUGUAAAUCGCUGAAAGGGGGGAACAUCAGCUAGCUAUCCUGGCAUCCUGCUCCCUCCUCCCAUCCCGAGUCAUCUGCUGUCUCAGUUUGCUCCGUCCUUCACCCAUUUACCCCUCUCCCCAUCUCCCAGGACACCGAAGCAGGAAGUUGGGGACUUUAUUAGGGGUGGAACUCGGUAAGCGGCAGCUCAGCCUCCCCAGAAUCCAGAACCAUCCUGUCGGGGCUGCUGGGCUACUACAGAGCCGCUGACUGCCCACCCCCCCCCCCGCCCCGCCCCGGGGUAGUAACGAGGGUGGGGCGGCAGCAGGGAGCCCAGCUCUACCUUCUCCCCCUGGCAGCUGACUGGAGAAAUCUGGUUGCAAUAUGACUCCUAGAAAAGGUUUAUGCCACAGCCCUUCUAAUUGGAAAAAUAUUGGUUCCCAUGUUUUCCUAGAGUUCUCCCAGCAGCUGUGCCUCUGUCUGGGAUCUGGUGCCUGAACUGAGCUAAUUACAGCCUUUCCCCAACAGGAAAUUGUGGGAUUCGAAAAGGAAAGGGAGGGGAAAACAGAGAACCUAGUGGUCUACCAAGUGGUGGGCAGCUUUCCCCAGUGCCUGCCAACCCUGAGGCCCAGCCCCGGGGCUCCUGCCGUUUCUUUCCCUUGAUCCUGCGGGGUUGAGACAUUCCCUAAACCAGCUGUGUGUUAAUAUCAGAAGUAAGGCAGAUGGCAGAGCCUGAAUCUUCCUUCAGAGAGGGUGGGGUACUUCUCCAUAAGGCAUCUUGGUCAGAAUCACUGUCACUGUCACGAAUUCAAAUAAACUGAA
This is a messenger RNA of Neomonachus schauinslandi (Hawaiian monk seal), 2462 nucleotides long. RefSeq names its product tyrosyl-tRNA synthetase 1 (gene YARS1). Gene Ontology annotation, biological process: tyrosyl-tRNA aminoacylation. The coding region runs from base 1 to 1695 and encodes 564 amino acids. Lineage: Eukaryota; Metazoa; Chordata; Mammalia; Carnivora; Phocidae. Gene Ontology annotation, molecular function: tRNA binding; tyrosine-tRNA ligase activity; ATP binding. The record is from RefSeq and is a predicted model, not a curated record. The transcript is spliced from 13 exons.